Lycium ferocissimum is the source of this 3610-nucleotide messenger RNA. Its product is annotated as secreted RxLR effector protein 161-like. Lineage: Eukaryota; Viridiplantae; Streptophyta; Magnoliopsida; Solanales; Solanaceae. The transcript has 2 exons. The record is from RefSeq and is a predicted model, not a curated record. Bases 2630 to 3370 code for a protein of 246 amino acids.
GCAAAUUUUUUAAGGAGUUUAACUCCUAGAUUUGAUCAUGUUGUGGCUGCACUUGAGGUGUCGAAAUACUUGUUGACUAUUUCAUUUGAUGAAUUAAUGGGUUCUUUACAAUUUCAUGAGGAAAGAAUAAACAAGUAGGCAGAAAAGCAGGAAGAAAAAGCAUAUCAAUUGAAGGCGGAGGCAUCAAAUUCAAGAGAACAUGAUAAGACAGCAAUAGGAAGAGGACAAGGCAGAGAUGCAUUUCAUGGAAAUAGCCGAGGUCGAGACCGGGGCAGAGGCUUUCAACAAUGGCACUCCUAUGAGCAAAGAGGCAAUUGAAGCAACACACAAUGUCAUCAUUGCAUGAAGUUCGGGCAUAUGCAAGCAUAUAUUGCUGGUACAAGGAGAAACAAUUGAAUUAUGCCGAGACAACUAAUGAAGAAAGCAUGAAGCCAAUCUUCAAAGAGCUUGACACGACACAAAACACGAUUUUCAAUCUUGGUGAUAACAACAACCUUCAAGUUGAAGGAAAGGGAACAGUAGGAAUCAGAAACAGUCAUGGUGAAGUAAAGCUUCUACCUGAUGUUCAAUUUGUUCCUAGUUUGGUACACAAUUUAUUGAGUGUUGUACAACUAAUGGCUAGCGGAUAUUUUUGUUUAUGAUGGAGCAUUCGUUAUUAAAGAUAAAAAAUAAGGUCAAAUGAUGGUUCACAUGGCUGAAAACAAAAUGUUUCCAUUAGAAGUUUCAAUGUGGAAACUUUUGCUUUUGUUACUGGUGUAAAAAAUAACUCUGAGUUGUGACAUUUGAGGUACGACCAUCUUAAUUUCAAGGGGAUAAAUUUGUUAGGACAAAAAGGUAUGGUCAUUGGAUUACUAAAAAUUAAUUCUUUUGAUUCGUGCAAGGGUUUCAUUUAUGUGAAGCAAAGUAGAAAUUCAUUUCUUGUCGGAAAGGCUUGGAGAAUUUCUUCUUGCUUUAGUCCAAUGAAUACUGAAUCUUUUAGUGGGAGUCGAUAUUUUUUUUACUCAUCACAGAUGGUUUCAGCCGCAUAAGCUGGGUGUAUUUUCUGAAAUACGAAUCAGAAGUUUUUAAGCAUUUCAGAAAAUACAAAGCUUUGGUGGAGAAUCAGACUGGGUUGCGCAUAAAAACUCUUCGAACGGACAGAGGUGGUGAGUUCUUAUCUAAUGAAUUUAUCUAUUUUUGUGAAGAAAAUGGAAUUCUCAGGGAACUUACAACACCUUACUCGCCGGAGCAAAAUAGGGUAGCUGAAAACAAGAAUUUUACUUGAAGAUGGCAAGAAGCUUACUGAAAGGAAAGGGACUUCCAAAAUACUGGGCAGAAGCAGUUGCAACCUCAAUGUAUCUGCUGAACCUAUCUCCUACAAAGGUCGUGAUGAAUCAAACGCCAUAUGAAGCUAGGAAGGGUAUAAGACCUUUGGUAAGCCACUUAAGAAUUUUUGGGUGUACUGCUUAUGCUUUGGUUAACUCUCAAACUCGUCAAAAACUAGAUGAAAAAUCACAAAAAUAUAUUUUCAUCGGUUAUUAUCUUGAAUCCAAAGCAUAUAGGUUAUAUAAUCCUCUUAGUGGCAAAAUGAUAAUUAGCAGAAAUGUUGUAUUUGAUGAAAAAUCAAGCUGGAAUUGGAGUGAAAAACAAGUACAACAGGAGAUUUCAAUACCCAUUGAGGACUCUCCAGAUGAAAGACAAGAGUCUGCCCCAAAUGCACUUAGAGCAACAAUUGCACUAGAGAAAUCUGAGGCACUUGAAGAGCCUUCAACUGAGCAAAUUCCGCUAAGAAGAUCAACAAGAGUAAGAAAAUCAAAUCCUAGAUAUUCUAAUGCAUUUUGUCAAUUUGCUUUAUUGUUUCAUAUCCUAUAUCUUAUGAAGAAGCAAUCGGAAAUGAAGAGUGGAAGCAUGCGAUGAAGGAAGAACUGAUGGCAAUUCAGAGUAAUGAAACUUUGUCAAAUGAAAAGAAUAUUUUUGGCCUAAAGUGGAUAUUCAAAACAAAGUAUCAUGUAGAUGGAAGUGUACAACAGCACAAGGCAAGGCUUGUCGCAACGGGAUACUCGCAGCACCAUGGUAUCAAUUUUGAAGAAACUUUUUCUCCUAUUACUCGAUUUGAAACAGUAAGAACAACUUUAGCAUUAGCUGCUUAAUUGAACUGGUCACUUUAUCAACUUGAUGUUAAGUCAGCACUCUUGAAUGGUGAGGUGGAAGAGGAGGUUUAUGUUGCUCAACCUGAAGGUUUUGAAAUCAAUGGCCAAGAGGAAAUGGUGUACAAGUUGAAGAAGGCACUUUAUGGUUGAAACAAGCGCCACGCGCCUGGUAUAGCAAAAUUAAUUCCUAUUUUUUGCAAAUUUGAAAGGAACGAAAGUGAGCCUACUCUCUACUUGAGGAAGCGAGGUAACAAUGAUAUUCUAGUUGUAUGUCUCUAUGUUGAUGAUAUAAUUUAUAUAGGAUCAUCUCACUCUGUUGUAGCUGAAUUUAAAUCUAGUAUGAUGAGUAGAUUUGAGAUGAAAAAUUUGGGUUUGUUGCAUUACUUUCUUGGACUUGAGGUGAAACAAGGAGAAAAUGGAGUAUUUGUUUCUCAAAAAAAUAUGCUUCAGACCUUCUUAAAAGAUUUGGCCUCGUUAAUUGCAAAUUUGCUGCAACACCCAUGAAUCUGAAUGAAAAAUUGCAGCAGGACGAUGGUGCUGAACGAGCCAAUGCAAGAAGUUUUAGAAUUCUAGUUGGAGGUUUGAUUUAUUUGUCUCAUACUCGUCCAGAUAUUUCAUACUCUUUUAGUGUCGUUUCAAGGUUUAUGAGCAAUCCAUCGACGCAUCAAGUUGGAGCUGCAAAAAGAAUUUUACACUAUGUUGCUGGAACACUCGAAUAUGAUAUUUGGUAUCCUCACGUUUCAGCUUUUAGGUUAUUAGGCUUUACUGACAGUGAUUGGGCAGACUCGAUGGGUCAUAAGAAGAGUAUUUUAGGCAACGUUUUCAGUCUUGGAUCAGGUGCAAUAACAUGGAGUUCGGAGAAACAAGUAACAACGACAUUGUCGUCUUCAGAGGCAGAGUAUGUCGCAGCAACUUCUGCAGCUUGUCAAUGCAUUUGGCUUAGGAGAAUUUUGGCUGAUCUCUACCAGAAGCAAGAGAAGGCAACUGAUAUUUUUUGUGACAACAAAUCCUCAAUUGCAAUGACUAAGAAUCCUGCAUUUCAUGGAAGAACAAAGCACAUUGAUAGUUGCUUCCACUUUAUUCGUGAGCUGGUGGAGAAAGAAGAUAUCAUAUUGAAGUUUUGCAACACCAAUGAACAAGUAGUAGAUAUAUUAACAAAAGCACUGCCAUAUCAGAAUCACGUCUACUUCAGAUCAUUGCUUGGUGUUAGCGAAUUUGAAUCAAGAGGGAAUGUUGAAUAAGUGAUUCAAAAAGAAAGAGAGAAAAAAGUUACUGCAGCUUUUUUAGUAUUUUUUUUUUACUGUUUUUUGACUUAGUCUAAGUUAGUUAUUAUUUGGUCCUUCAAAUUUUGAUUUCAGUUGUAAUGCAUGACAGAUUUAGUGCCAAUAUUUUCUCCAUAUCUAAUGCAUUUUAGCUGAGAUGUAAUGCCUAUUUAAAGGCUUCUCUGGUGAAGAAUAAAAGUAUCCAUUGCAAUAUCACAA